Molecule: messenger RNA, 2795 nt
Organism: Bombina bombina (fire-bellied toad)
Lineage: Eukaryota; Metazoa; Chordata; Amphibia; Anura; Bombinatoridae
Gene: GALNS
Product: galactosamine (N-acetyl)-6-sulfatase
Exons: 14
Coding region: 255-1706 (483 amino acids)
Molecular function (GO): arylsulfatase activity; N-acetylgalactosamine-6-sulfatase activity
Source: RefSeq, a predicted model, not a curated record
CUGAUGUAAUAAUAAAUAAAAAGUGCAAUUGGUAUGGAUGCUAAUUGGCUGCUAAUAUUCUAAAUCAGGGUUCUUCCAACUUUUUUCCCAUGACCCAGUGCCAUGAUACCACAUACCUUCGCGACCCUAUUUUUAUGCUUGGUCUGAAAAUUUCUGAAGUAACCUACAACAAGAGCUGCAAUUUUUGGCAAAGUGAUUAAAAUGUGUGCAUACUUUAUUCCUGAUUGUAGUCAAACUUAAAAGUUUUGUAAAAGAUGGGAUGGGGAGAUCUAGGAAUAUUUGGUGAACCCUCUAAGGAGACUCCUAAUUUGGAUCAGAUGGCAGCAGAAGGGAUGAUUUUUCCAGAUUUCUACACAGCUAACCCUCUGUGCUCCCCAUCAAGAGCAGCUUUGCUAACUGGACGUCUUCCAAUACGGAACGGUUUCUACACAACCAAUAAUCAUGCCAGGAAUGCUUAUACACCACAAGUGAUAGUGGGUGGAAUUCCUGACUCUGAAAUCCUUUUGCCUGAGCAGUUGAAGGAAGCUGGAUAUGCAAAUAAGAUCAUCGGAAAAUGGCACUUAGGGCACAGACCACAAUUCCACCCUCUCAAGAAGGGGUUUGAUGAAUGGUUUGGUUCUCCCAACUGUCAUUUUGGACCAUAUAACAAUAAGGACAUUCCAAAUAUUCCUGUGUACAGGAACUGGGACAUGGUUGGCAGAUAUUACGAUGACUUUAAAAUUGACCACAAGACAGGAGAGGGAAAUCUGACUCAAAUCUACCUGCAGGAAGCCCUGGAUUUCAUUACCAAGCGAGCAGCUACACAACAGCCAUUUUUCCUGUACUGGGCAAUUGACGCCACACAUGCCCCUGUAUAUGCAUCUCGGCCCUUCCUGGGUACCAGUCGCAGGGGCCUGUAUGGAGAUGCAGUGAGGGAAAUUGAUUUCAGCAUCGGAAAGAUCCUUGGACUGCUGAAGGACAGCGGUGUGGCAAAAAACACAUUUGUAUUCUUUACGUCUGACAAUGGGGCAGCCCUGAUCUCUGCUCCACAUCAAGGUGGCAGCAAUGCCCCUUUCCUAUGUGGAAAGCAAACCACAUUUGAGGGUGGCAUGAGGGUGCCAGCGAUCGCAUGGUGGCCAGGACGUGUGGAUGCUGGUCAGGUGAGCUAUCAACUGGGUACCAUUAUGGAUCUUUUCACAACCUGCUUGUCCGUGGCAGGGCAAGCUAUCCCAGAUGACAGAUAUCUUGAUGGCAUUGACCUAUCAUCUGUCAUCCUCUCAGGAAAAGUGUUGGAAAGGCCAAUAUUCUAUUAUCGUGGUAAUGAACUGAUGGCAGUUAGGCUAGGGAUGUACAAGGCCCAUUACUGGACUUGGAGCAACUCAUGGGAAGAAUUGUCUGAGGGUAUUGAUUUCUGUCCAGGACAAAAUAUUAGUGGAGUGACAACACACACGCAAACAGAACAUAGCAUAAAUCCCCUUCUGUUCCACUUGGGAAGAGACCCUGGGGAAAAGUACCCCAUCAGUGUACUGAAAACUGAGUACCAGGAAGCAAUGAACAGAAUUUCCUAUGUUGUCCGACAGCACCAGCAAACAAUGGUUCCAGGGGAACCUCAACUCAACAUUUGUGACUUGGCUGUUAUGAAUUGGUCUCCCCCUGGGUGUGAAAAGCUUGGGAAGUGCCUGACGCCACCAGAAUCCAAUCCUUGGAAAUGUGAUUGGCCUCAUUAAUGGAAAAGAGUGGCUGAGACGAUACAUUUCUACUAUUGGCUGCCCAACAAGACAUUUAAUGGUUGUCAUUACAGUCUUUAGCACAGAAAAUGCACUUACUGACAACCAAAAAAGGCUUCCAUGCUGCCCGGUGUAAAAUGUUGUACUAACCAGCUCUAUUCCCAUGAUGUUGUUUCUAACAAAAUCCUGCAGACUGGAAGAAGUGGUUGGGUUUGUAUUAAGGGAAUGAGACGUUUUUAGAAUAACCCCAAAGCACCAGCUUGCAAUCAACCUCCUAAAAUGUAUGUAGCUUUAGUUUGGAAAUAAGACGAAAAAAGCUUUAAAGGAUUUGUAUCUUGCUUGGCCCAUGGCAGAAAAGAGGCAGCUUAUUACUGGGCGUCCAUAUCUGUAUCAAUUUGCAUUCAGAUAUUAUUUGCAGUGAGCACUUUAGUACCUAUACUGUGAUGUAGUAUUUAUCUGGCUAUUGAUAUAUAGAUUUGUUAUAAGAGCCAACUAUUUACAAGGCCUUGCAAAUCCCUGGUACAUAUACAGGCAGUCCUCGGGUUACAGACAUCCGACUUAAGUACAACUCGUACUUACAUACAGAGAAAAUAGAGCUUUAUCGACAAUCCUUCUUUCCAGGAUAAUCCAAAAUACUGAAAAUCCAAUUGUCACAAGGACAGAAAGUGAUGUGAAAUUUUCUGAACAGGGGCACAGAUAGCAAAACAAACUUUAUCCUAUGCUAUCCAAAACAAAAACAAAAAUGUUUGGCUAGAGUUUCACCUAAAAAAAGUGCCUGUUCCAACUUACAUACAAAUUCAACUUAAGAACAAACCUAAAGUCCCUAUCUUGUACGUAACCCGGGGACUGCCUGUAUAUACAAACUAUACUGCUUGCAAUAUAUGUUAUAUAAUGGCAAUCGGUGAGUAAUUGUAAUUUUAAAAAUGUUUUAGGUCUCAGGAUAAUAGUUUGUUGCUGCUUCUUAAUAAAAGGUUUGGAAUGUUUUUGAGUACAAGACCAGAAUAAUUGUUUUGUAAUUUUAUACCAACUGCUGCUUUAAUAAGGAAUGCAGAUAAUUGCCAAAAUAAAACAAUGUGCCUUGAAUACAAA